Molecule: messenger RNA, 7512 nt
Organism: Megalops cyprinoides (Indo-Pacific tarpon)
Lineage: Eukaryota; Metazoa; Chordata; Actinopteri; Elopiformes; Megalopidae
Product: early endosome antigen 1
Exons: 10
Coding region: 315-7070 (2251 amino acids)
Source: RefSeq, a predicted model, not a curated record
CGUUGCAUGGGGUGUUUAAAUCAUGCGCUGACACCUGCACAAAAAAGUUUUCUGUGUUAGCUGUGUAUCAAAUACGGAGGAUAACGUGGACGGACAUUAGUUAAACUUUAUCGUAUUAACUCUUUCGACAGUUGUAACAGUUGGCGUCGUUGCUUUUUUCUCUGUCGAUGAUGUUCUUGAACGUUAAGAGGCUUUACAAGACGCUUCACUUCGAUGUAUGAUGGAGAGAAACACCAUCCUGUAAGCUAACGUUCCGUGCUCCCAUCGAUAUCUGUAACCGCCCUGCCCUGACAGUGUCAAAGAUUCUGACUGAGAUGGAUCCUUCACCCAGCCCUUUAACGCGUGUUGGACAGACGAUUUGGACAAUUUUGAGCUAUGUCACGGGAGUCAUUGCAAGAUAUUUAAGAGCAGAGCCUGAGACCACAGGAAAUGAGAACAUAGACCCAGAGCCAGAAGACACAGUCUCGACAAGCACUGAGACAAAGUUGUGGAAAGAAGGACAGACUGGCAGAGAGGAAAGGGUUAAUCAGGAGGGGGAGGAUAAAGAAGAGAGAGAAACAGACAGAGGGAGUGGACACUUGCGGAGUGGAGCGGACAGUGGGUAUAGACAUGCAGUUGCCUGGGAACAGUGCAAGACCUCUACAGUCACAACGACAAACAGGUCAACUCAGCAAUUCACAGUUAAGUACUUCAAAGGAGUAGACACAGACAGUGUUAUAGAGGAAGGACAAGAUGUUAGAACAGGACCAACAGACCAAAGACAAAAUGAAACCACCAGUCAUCUUUUCACUGAUGAAAGAAAUAAGAAAGACAUUGAGAGACAAGAGGGAAUAACAGAGCCGAUUUCUCAGCAGACCACUCCAAAGAAAGAAAGAGGUGGUUGGAGAGAAUGGGAAAAAAAUGAGCAGGACUGUUAUGAGGGCAAGAGAAAGGCGGAACGAGGAGAACAAAAAGUACCUGGGAGGUUGUGUCCUGGUGAAGAUGGAAAGGCAGAACAUGAACCAAAGGACAAGGAAAGAGAAAGAAAAACAGAAGGAAAGCACAAAGACCUCAUCAGGACAGAUGAAGUGAAUCUCAUUGCAAGGACAGAGGUGAAAAGUGAAGACAUGAAAGAAUUAGAGAAAGAAAUAACAGAAGAGAUGGAUGAGGAAGAGAAAUCGGAUAGAAAAGGGAUAGACAAGGAGGGGGCAGAGAGGGAAAUGAGCUCCAAAAGAGUGGAUGGGGUAAAAGAAAUGGAAGUGCUAUUUGAGAUGGAGAGAAUGGAGGACACAGAGGAUAGCAAAAAAUCUGCAGAGACAGGAAGGCAUGGUAGUUUAGGAGAAACAUGUGAAGUAAAAGAAGAACUAAAGGAGGAGCAGACAGAAGUAAGGAAUACAGAUAUUGUUGAACAGAAAAGGAAGGGACAGAGAGAAAGUGAAGGGGGGGGAAUGGAACCAAGGGGAGGUGAAAUAUUAGAUGAAGACAAAGAAAGAGUUCAAAGGGGAAUAGAAUUAACUGUCUCUGAAAAAGCUGGACCAGUGGAGAACAAUGAUGCAGGUGUUGAAAGAGGUUUUCUGGUGUUAGAAGGAGCUGAAGAAAAACAAACCAAUGACACACAAAAAAUGUUCUUUGAAGGACAAUUGGGAGAAAUAUCAGGUAUUGAAGAAGGAAAGGAUGAUGAAAAAGAAUCAGCACCAGUAGUGGAAAGUGGAAAAAUGCACCUACCGCAUGUAGAAAGGUUAGAUGCCCAAGGAGGAGAGGAAACUGUCCGAGCACAAGAGAUUUAUAAUAGAGAAGAAAGAGUGGAGCAGUGGGAUGAAAAGAAAGGUGUAGCAGUUUGUGUCAGAGAAAUAGAGGAUGGGGGUGUAGAGACAGAAGAAAAUGGAAGUGAUAAAAAAACUAAAGUAAGAGGCAGAGAUGAAGAUGAAUGUAAAACAAAGACAUUACACUCAAGUGAAAACAUUGAAGGAUAUGCAGAUAUUGAAGGAGUCUUAUUACUGAGAGAAAAGCGAGAUGGAGAACUGACAAAAAAGGAGACAGAAUUAGAGGAUCAAAGUAAUAACGAUACAGAGGACUUACCUGGAGGACAGGAAGAGGUACAUGGAGGAAGACAAGACAGAGGAAUAAUAGAUAGAUUUGAAGAGGAGAGAGGUGAAGAGGUAGAUGACAGAGAAGAGCAUAAUGGACAUGUGAGAGUAAAACGGACGGAGAUCAAAGCAACUUUAACAGAAGGUGAAAUAGAAGAGGGAGUAGAAACAGAUAAGAGCAACAAUGUGAAAUAUGAAGUAGAAAGAGAAACAGAGUUGAAAUUAAAGACAGAAAACAUUGAGACAGCCACAAAGAUGGAAAAGACAAUGAAAGAGGAGGAGUCAGGAGACCAAAUAGAUGAUGAAAAAACAGAGGGAGAGGUUGAAGAAAUGGAGAAAACAGAAGAUGAUAUAAAGGAAAAAUCUAAAUGUAAACAGAUCAAAGUGGAAACAAACUGGAAUAAAGAAUCAGAAGUUGUGGUAGAGUCAAAGGUAACAGAGUGGGACCAAGGAAACAUAGGAGAAGUACAGGAAGACAGAGGGAUAUGGGAAAGAGAGAAUGUGGUACACAAUACACAUGAAGGGAGAGAUGAAGUAAUAGCUGCACAAAGAGAGAACACAGACCAGGGUCUGAAAGUAGGACAAGAUGGAGAAAUAGGAGGGCAUGGAAGAGAAAUUGGGAAAAACAUGACAAAGGACAAUAUAGAUGGGAGGGGAGACGGAACUAUGAAAGUGCAGGAAGUCUAUGAAAGGGACAUAUGGACAUUUGGAGUGAAGGAGGAUGAGGUAAUUAGCGAGGCUGAUAGAAGCAUAAGAGAGUUAAAUCAAGGUAGCACAGAAAAGGAAGAAAGAAAGGAUGAAGGUGAAAUUGAAAGUGAUCUGAAAGAACCUGAGGUUGAAGAAAGUGAAAUCAAGGGGAGAGCAACAGAAUGUGAGGUAGGUGGAGGACAGAUAGUGAGGGAAAUUUUACUAAGUGUAAGAGAUGAUGUAGAACCGAUUUGGAGAGAAGAUGAAAUCAGAGGAGAGUUGGAGAGUGAAGGGGGAAAAGACGUUAAAGCACAAGUAAAAGAGGCAUAUCAAAAAGGAGAGACAGAGGAGUUUAGCGGCAUAGAAGAGGAUGAAGGUUUUAAAAAAGGAGAGAAAGAACACACAGAUCAAGUAAACAUAAUACUUAAUGAAGAGAGACAGGGAAGAGAAGUAAUUGAUGAAAGAAAGUGUGUGGAGGUAGAAGUGCAAGAGGGACAGUUUAGUGAACUUGUGGCAGAAGGACAAGAAGAUGAGAGACAAGCAGAACAAGAGAAUAGAGAAGAAGCAGUAAUGGAGGAGGGAGACGUGGGAAGGGGUGUUGGUGUAACAGUGGAGAUAGAAGCUGAAUCAGUGGAUGAAGAGAGAGAUGGUGAGGCUAUGAAAGAAGGGGAAAGAGAGGGUCUGGUUAUGACAGAUGGGAUGGAAGAGGAAAAUGUAGAAAAAGAUACAGAGUUAGAGGAUAUUGGUGGAGAAGAAACCAAGGUAUUGGGAGGAAUGGAAGCCCUGCCAGGAGAGGAGAGAAGAGUUUCUGUCAAUAGGGAGCAACAUGAUGAUUUAGAAGGAGAAACAGCAGGAGAGAAAGAAAAGGGAGAAAUGAAGGGAAAAGAUGAUGAGGUCAAGGAGAGAGAAGUGGACAGUGAGGAGGGCGAGCCCACUAAAGCACAAUUGGAUAUGCAUGAGGAAAUAGAGGAAAAGACUAUCACGGGCAAUGAAAACAGAGAGCGUGAGGUUCUAAAUGUGGACAAAGACACUGAUGAAAUGAGGGAGUGCAUAGAUAGAGAGAUAGAGGUCGAGGGAGGUGAAAAUGUAAGGGAAGGACAAACACCUGUUGAGCAAAUUAACAAAGAUGGACUGUAUGAAGAAGCAGAUGAGAGGAGAGAAGAUAUACCAAAGGAAGAAGACAGAGGACAAACAGAAACAGGGACAGAUAAAAAUAUAGAUGAAGGAGAGGUAGCGACGACAUGGUAUAUUGAUGUAGAUGAGGGAAUCCUAGAUGUUGACAGAAAUGAAGUCAACAAAAGAGAAGUGAAUGAAAGUAGUAAAGAAAAAGAAAAUGGAGAUUACUUUGAGAAAGAUAAAAUAGAAGAUGUUGAAGUGGGAGAAACAGAGGUUGAAGAAAAAGAAACAAAGGGGGCAGCAAUAGAAUGUGAGAUGGGUAGAGGACAGAUAGAGAGAGAAAUUAUACUGGCUCAGACAGAGCAAGUAGAAGCAGAUUGGAGGGAAGGUGAAAUCAGAGGAGUGGAUGAAGGAGUGAGUAUGGACACAGAGCAAGAAAAAGUAAAACUUGCAGAGAGACAGGGAAGAGAAGUAGUUGAUGAAAGAAAGUGUGUGGAGGCAGAAGAGCAAGAGGGACAGUUUAGUGAAUUUGUGGCAGAAGGACAAGAAGAUGAGAGACAAGCGGAACCAGAGGAUAGACAAGAAGCACUAGUGGAAGAGGGAGAUGUGGGAAGGGGUGUUGGUGUAACAGUGGAGAUAGAAGCUGAAUCGGUGGAUGAAGAGAGAGAUGACAAGGCUAUAAAACAGGCAGAAAGAGAGGGUCUGGGUAUGAGAGAUGGGAUGGAAGAGGAAAAUGUAGAAAAAGAUACAGAGUUAGAGGAUAUUGGUGGAGAAGAAACCAAGGUAUGGGGAGGAAUGGAAGCCCUGCCAGGAGAGGAGAGAAGAGUUUCUGUCGAUGGGGAGCAACAUGAUGAUUUAGAAGGAGAAACAGCAGGAGAGAAAGAAAAGGGAGAAAUGAAGGGAAAAGAAUAUGAGGUCAAGGAGAGAGAAGUGGACAGUGAGGAGGGCGAGCCCACUAAAGUACAAUGGGAUAUGCAUGAGGAAAUAGAGGAAAAGACUAUCGCAGGCAAUGAAAACAUAGAGUGUGAGGUUCUAAAUGUGGACAAAGACACUGAUGAAAUGAGGGAGUGCAUAGAUAGAGAGAUAGAGGUCGAGGGAGGUGAAAAUGUAAGGGAAGGACAAACACCUGUUGAGCAAAUUUACAAAGAUGGACUGUAUGAAGAAGCAGAUGAGAGGAGAGAAGAUAUGCCAAAGGAAGAAGACAGAGGACAAACAGAAACAGGGACAGAUAAAAAUAUAGAUGAAAGAGAGGUAGCGACGACAUGGUAUAUUGAUGUAGAUGAGGGAAUCCUAGAUGUUGACAGAAAUGAAGUCAACAAAAGAGAAGUGAAUGAAAGUAGUAAAGAAAAAGAAAAUGGAGAUUACUUUGAGAAAGAUAAAAUAGAAGAUGUUGAAGUGGGAGAAACAGGGGUUGAAGAAAAAGAAACAAAGGGGGCAGCAAUAGAAUGUGAGAUGGGUAGAGGACAGAUAGAGAGAGAAAUUAUACUGGCUCAGACAGAGCAAGUAGAAGCAGAUUGGAGGGAAGGUGAAAUCAGAGGAGUGGAUGAAGGAGUGAGUAUGGACACAGAGCAAGAAAAAGUAAAACUUGCAGAGAGACAGGGAAGAGAAGUAGUUGAUGAAAGAAAGUGUGUGGAGGCAGAAGUGCAAGAGGGACAGUUUAGUGAAUUUGUGGCAGAAGGACAAGAAGAUGAGAGACAAGCGGAACAAGAGAAUAGAGAAGAAGCAGUAAUGGAGGAGGGAGACGUGGGAAGGGGUGUUGGUGUAACAGUGGAGAUAGAAGCUGAAUCGGUGGAUGAAGAGAGAGAUGGUGAGGCUGUGAAAGAAGGGGAAAGAGAGGGUCUGGUUAUGACAGAUGGGAUGGAAGAGGAAAAUGUAGAAAAAGAUACAGAGUUAGAGGAUAUUGGUGGAGAAGAAACCAAGGUAUGGGGAGGAAUGGAAGCCCUGCCAGGAGAGGAGAGAAGAGUUUCUGUCAAUAGGGAGCAACAUGAUGAUUUAGAAGGAGAAACAGCAGGAGAGAAAGAAAAGGGAGAAAUGAAGGGAAAAGAUGAUGAGGUCAAGGAGAGAGAAGUGGACAGUGAGGAGGGCGAGCCCACUAAAGCACAAUUGGAUAUGCAUGAGGAAAUAGAGGAAAAGACUAUCACAGGCAAUGAAAACAGAGAGUGUGAGGUUCUAAAUGUGGACAAAGACACUGAUGAAAUGAGGGAGUGCAUAGAUAGAGAGAUAGAGGUCGAGGGAGGUGAAAAUGUAAGGGAAGGACAAACACCUGUUGAGCAAAUUAACAAAGAUGGACUCUAUGACAAAACAGACACUGAUGUGGGAAGAGUUGAUGUUUCAAAGGAGAAUGUGGGAGUCAGGGAGGAUGAACAAACAACACAAGUGGAUGGAAAAACAGAAUUCUACCAACAGCUUGAUACACCUUCUUUGGAUUUCACUGCUCAAAAGUCACGAAUUGCCCUGAAGAACCCCCUCACUCGCCGACCCAAGGACCCCCGCACUCUCCUCCACAUCCCCUCCCUAUCCCCCACACCCUUAACAACACCACAGCCUGAACAACUCAACAUAGGGCCUGUGGGGGUAAAAGUGGGAGGGGCCGGGACGAUAGGAAUCAGACUGCCAGGUAUAGGUGGUGGGCUUCCAGUGCUGAAGAAGACACAAGGAGGAGUGAAGGAGAGGGAGAAUGUCACAGCACAGAACCCUGACAAGGAAUUAAUCUCAUCUGUCAGUGAUGUCAACAAGGAGCCAAGAAGUGAAAAAGGAGGCAUGAUUGGAGUCAAAAUGGGUGGCAUUGGGGCGAUUGGAGUGAAACUGCCAGCUUUUAGCACAGGGCUCCCAGUGCUGAGGAAGACAGGCAAAGGAAUAAAAAUGAGAGAGACACCAGAAGAGAACAUGACCUCUCAUAGUGACAGAGAAGGAGCAGGCGUUGUCAAAGGUGUUGGAAUUCCUGCUGUCAAACUGCCAGGUUUUGGUCCAGGAUUUCCUGUAUUGAGAAAAACAGAAAGGGGAGUGAAGAUUAGAGAAGACACAGAGGGCUGUGCACAGCAGAAAUCAGAGGUUGAAGAAAAUGUGUCUGAUAAGGGUCCACAGGAGAGGCUCACCAAAACCAAACCCAAAUGGACACCACCAGGGAAAGCUGGAAUUGGAGCAGGCAGCCAUCCAGUGAUGGCAGAACUUAAAAACAAGUUGGAGAAGACAGAAGAGUAGUGAGACUGAGAAGGAUCUGUGGAAUUUUUAUUUUAUUUUAUUUUUUUUUAAACUGGUUUAUUUUCUCUGCUGGCACCCUUAAACAGGAUACCUUACAAUGCUUACUAUCUUAUCUGUUACAUGUAAAUGGUAUAUGUCAUUUAGAAUGCUGAGGCCAUUUAUACAUUUAGUAAGGCAGCCAACUUUAAAAAAACAUAAAUAUCAUAUUAAAUAUCAUUGAUUAUUAUGUUGCACAACCCAGAAGUCCCUCACUCUAUCAUGACAGUAGAUGCAAAGAACUUGAUGGAAUGAACUGUAUAGCUUCUGCAAUACUUGUAACCAUCCCCUCUUAUUACACAUUCUUCCCACACUGUACUUUUUAAUACAUUGUCAAUAUAUUGUAUUAUUUCUUGCAUUUGCACUAUUUCUAAUUUGAAUACAAUAUUCUCCUUUUUGUUUACUG